UGUUAAAAAGGUCGAUCUAUUGUGCUUAAAAAUGAGUUCUUUUCUGAUGGGCUAUCCGCAUCAUCACAUUCAAUCCAUGGGAAUUAACAUAGAGCCCAAAUUUCCUCCCAGCGAGGACUACACAAGCUUCCAUAACGGAUAUGGUGCAGUCAAUAGUAUAACGCAAUCUGCAAAUCAGGAUUACUUACACCAUGUCCAGUCCGAUUCACUACACCUUUCUGGUGCUGCUGGUAUUGGUGCUGUGUCUGGAAACGUGCCAACCGGCGGAAAUGGCAACGUUCCCGGCAGCGCGAGUAACGGAGGAGGAGCCUCUUCGGGAUAUAACGAUUACUCAUCCACGAUGGUGGGCCAUUAUUAUCACCACCCGCAUCAUCAUCAUCAUCACCAUCAUCACCCUCAUGCUCAUCACACACAUAAUGGUUAUGUGUCACCGGUGCAGAUGCAGCCAACACCAACCACACCUAUCGCACCAUCCGUCGCUGCUCUUCCACCUAGUGUUCCAACUACGGCAUCGAACAGCUCCGUUCCCAGUCACAAUUCGUUCCCGACAAAUGUUACUUCCGGAUACUACAAUGGAUACUACGCACCCGCUAAUCAAGGUCAUCCAUCUAUGAUGGACACACCGUUGCAAUGUGUUGGUGCCGAAGUGAGUAACACAGCUUUGGGACUUCAAGAACUUGGAAUGAAAUUGGAUAGGCGAAUAGAAGAAGCGGCUCCUACAGGGCAGCAGCUGCAAGAACUUGGCAUGAGAUUACGUUGCGAUGACGCUAGCUCCGAUCAGGACGAGUUUUUGGAUGAGGAACGAUUAAUGCUCGAUCGAUCGCCAGACGAGCUGGACUCCAACGAUGGCGAUUUGGAUGACCUGGACUCCGAUAACGAUCUGGGAGACGAAUUAAUGCACGCAACCAGUGAUGGUGAGCGUAUCAUUUAUCCUUGGAUGAAGAAAAUACACGUCGCCGGCGUCGCUAAUGGGUCAUUUCAACCGGGCAUGGAACCUAAGCGACAACGUACCGCCUAUACCCGCCAUCAAAUACUAGAGCUGGAGAAAGAGUUUCAUUACAAUCGCUACCUUACACGACGCCGACGGAUAGAGAUAGCUCAUACGUUGGUACUUUCAGAGCGACAGAUCAAAAUCUGGUUCCAAAACAGACGCAUGAAAUGGAAAAAAGACAAUAAACUACCGAAUACUAAGAAUGUGCGGAAGAAAACCGGUGACCAAAGCAAAUCUAAUGCGACCAGCACUACCGGUUUGUCUGGUAAUGCAAACAACCAAAAAAAGGGUCGAAAAGCGAACGGGUCAGCAUUAAGCGCCAAAUCCAAACAUCAACAACAAAAUCACCAAAGCGAAUGCCUUCGGACGGAUAGUCUAGAAAGUAUGACGGAUAUCCAUGGUACAAUGACGAGUGGCAACACCGGAUCAUCGCAGUACAACACAUCUGCUGAUGUCAACGGUAUACUACCACUAACAAACGGAACAAGUGGGACCAACGGCUCUGGUAACACCAUUCACAAUGACCAUCUUUCACAGCAUCCACAACUUCAGCAGCAUCAACAGCUUCAACAUCAACAACAUCACACUCAAUUGAACAACCAAUCGUCAAACAACAACAACAAUAACAACAACAACAACAACAGCAACGCUACUAGCAAUAUGAACAGCGUCCAACAACAUUCUGUCGCCAUAAAAAAUGACUACGAUCUUACUGCGUUGUAG
Anopheles maculipalpis is the source of this 1714-nucleotide messenger RNA. It is a transcript of the gene Dfd, whose product is annotated as homeotic protein deformed. The coding region runs from base 32 to 1714 and encodes 560 amino acids. Gene Ontology annotation, cellular component: nucleus. The record is from RefSeq and is a predicted model, not a curated record. The transcript has 5 exons. Gene Ontology annotation, molecular function: DNA-binding transcription factor activity, RNA polymerase II-specific; RNA polymerase II cis-regulatory region sequence-specific DNA binding. Gene Ontology annotation, biological process: regulation of transcription by RNA polymerase II; anterior/posterior pattern specification. NCBI's taxonomy places the organism in Eukaryota, Metazoa, Arthropoda, Insecta, Diptera, Culicidae.